GACGUUCCGCUGCGCCGUGCGCAGCCGGAAGUGACCGGGCCCUAAGCGGGAGGGGACCUGGCGGAGCGGAAGUCACUCCGUGAGGCAGUGGCGACGGCGGCGGUGAGAGGAUGAACAACAAGUUCGACGCAUUGAAAGACGAUGACAGUGGGGACCAUGAUCAGAAUGAAGAAAACAGUACACAGAAAGAUGGUGAGAAGGAAAAAACAGAACGAGACAAGAGUCAGGGCAGCAGUAAGAGGAAGGCUGUUGUCCCUGGACCAGCAGAGCAUCCCCUGCAGUACAACUAUACUUUCUGGUACUCCAGAAGAACCCCCGGCCGUCCCACUAGCUCACAGAGCUAUGAACAGAAUAUCAAACAGAUUGGCACCUUUGCCUCUGUGGAGCAGUUCUGGAGGUUUUACAGCCACAUGGUCCGUCCCGGGGACCUGACAGGCCACAGCGACUUCCAUCUCUUCAAAGAAGGAAUUAAACCCAUGUGGGAGGAUGAUGCAAAUAAAAAUGGUGGCAAGUGGAUUAUUCGGCUGCGGAAGGGCUUGGCGUCCCGUUGCUGGGAGAAUCUCAUCCUGGCCAUGUUGGGGGAACAGUUCAUGGUCGGGGAGGAGAUCUGUGGGGCUGUGGUCUCUGUCCGGUUUCAGGAGGACAUUAUUUCAAUAUGGAAUAAGACUGCCAGUGACCAAGCAACCACAGCCCGAAUCCGGGAUACGCUUCGGCGAGUGCUUAACCUACCUCCCAACACCAUUAUGGAGUACAAAACCCACACCGACAGCAUCAAGAGAAGUCUCAUAAUGCAGCCAGACUUGCAACCACCAGGGGACCACCAGGAUAAAACUUGGCACAGAGCCACAUAAAGCAGCAGUCUCUUUUGUGAGGAAAUUCCUCUUUGGAAUAGUCCCAUUGAGUUCCUUUGUGUGUCUGGCCUGGAACGGAAAAGGGGAAGACAGGGCCAGCUUCACUCAGUGGGCCACAGUACUGGGGAGUCUGACCAGACCCCUCUGCAGAGGAAGUUGAGGGUAGGUGACUUCUCUUUAUUACUUUAUUCCAGAGGAGAGAUGGGUCAAACCUGGGGACUUUGCUUUACCACGUCUAGAUACCAUUGUAUGUAGACAUUGAAGUUUGUAGGCAAGAACCAACCAUCCCUUCCUCUGACGUGGCUAAAUCAUGGGAUCGUAGCCUGGUGGCACCAGGUCACACCAGCAUAAUUGCUGGCCUGGCUUUGCGUCUAGGAGAUGUUCCCCCAUACUGAUGCUCAAAGCCAAGAAAGCCCAGGCUAGCGGAGGCGGAGCAUGUCCAUGAGUAUUGAGGGCCAGCUGCAUGCAAGGCUGUGAACCAGGCUUUGAGUGGAGUGGGGGCAAGUACAGUUACAGAGAAAUGAGAUCUCGGCUCUCAGAAUUUGCUUUCUGGUAAGCGAGCUGGGACAAGAGUGGUCUUUAAAAGACUGUCACUUUGUCAUUUGAAUCUGUUCAGAAUCCCCUGUAGACUCUGCUAAUCUCAGAGUAAUUUUUUUUUUAAAGAAACUCCAUUCAUUCAUUGGACACUUAUAACAUUUAACUUGUUCUUUCUUUACUUUUAGAAGAAGCAAUUUUUAAUAUUACCUAGUAUGCAUAGGAUGUCAGAUGGAGAAUAGUUAGAAUAUGCACACUUGGCUUUAGGUGGUUGACUUGCCUCUUAGCCAAGCAUUGGCCUACGUAAGUGUGAUUGUUCCAGUGACUGUGGCCAACUGUUUGGUGUCCAUUGAGUCCGUGUAAGGAAAUUACUAGACCCAGCCUCUUCAUGUGGAGGUUUAGCACCUGAAGAAGAUACCUCUGAAGAAAACGGGAGGGCGGUUUCAUACUGGAAUGGAUUAGAGGGAGCUCUGAAAUCUGUAAUUCUGCAGGUUCUUAACACUGAGAACUGUUCUCUUUGGACUAGCAUAGGCCUUUCUGGAAACAAAAGGAUAAAUGAGAUGAAGCUUCAACACAGCCAUGUAAUUUGUUGAUGCCUAAGUUGCUUAAAAUAGGAUUGAAAUCUCACUAUUAGAAGGAAAGAGGGGUUUCCUAGGUCGCUGCCCAAACAUCGGAUUUGCUUUACCCUUAAUCUUCAUGUGGAAGGAAGAAUGAAAUAGCCUUCUGAUCUCACUCGUGGACUCAGGACGUUCAUCGCAUCAGCAUCUCCAGAAAGGGCUGUGGAACAGAUGUCUUGCUUUGGAGACUGAGUUUGUGAAUUGACAAAGACUGGCACGCUUGAUCAGCGGUCUUACGUAUUUCUUCAAUCGUUAGCAUGUCUUAGUAGCUUUGGUAAUACUCUCUAAAGACACCAUUACCUGCAGAUCAACCUCUUGUUCUAAGAGAUCAUUAACUUAUAAUUGCUCCUGUUCAAAAGGAAAAAAAACUAAUGAAACUGGUAUAAGUAUUACCUGGAAGAAGGAAUUUGUUGUACCAGGUCUCUGUAUUUAAAUCCCUCCCUACUUAAAGAAAACCUUCCUGUGGAAGGCCUGGUAAUGAAGUAUAUUCUAUUGGCCAUAAUAUCACACCUGUAGUGAGUGACACAUGUGUUGUCACCCAAGAUACUGUCAUUCCUUUAAACUGAGAAUGGAAUAAUUGCCAGUAAGGAAUUUUAGACUUACAAGCAUUGAAUUACCCAUUAUAUGAUAUAUAUAAGUUCCCAAGGAAUUUGCCAGGUAGUCUGUCCCUAAUAGAGCUGAAAAGUGGCUGGGGCCGAAAGGUAGGACAUCAGCUUCUCUGAGGAAACUUGAAGUGGUUUAGGGCUUCAAGGACACGUGAGGGAUCUGGUUUUCUCCCGGUUCUUUGGCCAGCAGUCACCAACGGCUUGUUCUUCGUGGAGCGGCAUCCAGAGAGACCGGGCACCCUGCAGUCCUGUUUCUUACUCCUUCCUAACCCCAAUCACUAAAUCAAGUUAAUUGGCAUGAAAGUUACAAGGAUCAUUGAGCCCUAAAAAUUUGAGCUGCAAUGACCUGCACAGUGUAAGGUAGUAAUUACAUGGGCAUUUCCAGAAACGGAUGGAAUCUGAUACAGAUUUGGGGUGUGAGUUGGGAAGGGCCCGACAGUUGGAAAUGAGAGCAGAGAAAGCGCUUUAGUUGCUUCAUUGCAUCUGCAGCCAUCGUAAUGCUUCUGGGCACCUGCCUUUACCCGCAGAGUGAGGCCUGAUGAAGAACAGUAGUCCUGCCACCUGCCCUCACGCCCCCAAGGGCAGAAAGCCCUCUACCCCAGUGAUUGGGGGUGUCUCCAGGGGGGAUUGAGCUUAGCUCUGACCUCCUGGGCCUCCCUGUAGACUUGAGGCAGCAGGUAGAAGGACUGGCAGUUGCUUGAGGGGACAGGGCCAGACUUCGCUAGUCAAGCCAGCCAGGAGCAGUGCCAACUGGCCGCCACUGCUGAUGUGAGGGCAACGUCUAGAGGGGGAAGGCUGACCGCUGCUUCCAGGUACUGGUGCGCUCCGCCCGACCUUGAGGUAUCUCAAGUGGGAUGUGGGGUUAUCGUGUCUGUGCUCUCUUUGUUAAAAAGCUGUUGAUCUGAAUGUGCUAUUGUGUUUUU
Neofelis nebulosa (Clouded leopard) is the source of this 3530-nucleotide messenger RNA. It is a transcript of the gene EIF4E2, whose product is annotated as eukaryotic translation initiation factor 4E family member 2. The record is from RefSeq and is a predicted model, not a curated record. Bases 111 to 851 code for a protein of 246 amino acids. Lineage: Eukaryota; Metazoa; Chordata; Mammalia; Carnivora; Felidae. Gene Ontology annotation, biological process: translational initiation. The transcript has 7 exons. Gene Ontology annotation, cellular component: cytoplasm; eukaryotic translation initiation factor 4F complex. Gene Ontology annotation, molecular function: translation initiation factor activity; RNA 7-methylguanosine cap binding.